AUGGGAACAGCUGGUGAGGGUGCUUUUAUUUGCCUGAAGUGUGGGCUCUCGGCUGGCCCUGCGGUGAAGCCAGAGCAGCUGGUCUGCCUUGCCUCCCAGUUCCAUUUAGCCAGCAGCUGGCAGGCAUCUGCUGUGGGCCACAGUGUGCAGAGCCCUGGGGGGAUUCAGAGCCCUCCCUGCACUAACACAUGCCCCCCAACCGCUGCCAUCUACCUGGAUGGCACCUGCUCCUCGUUCUUUCCCAUUUCAGCUUCCGGCCACCUCCUCCUUGGAGCUUUUCUGGAUUCCCUGCUCUCCUUUGCUCCCAGUGCCCCCAGCUCAGAUGCCUGCCCUGGGACACUGGACAAGGAGGCCUGGCUCCUCGGGACCAAGAUUGUGGUCUUGGUCUGUGCUGUACUCCUGCCGCCGCCGGCCUCUGUACUCCUGCCGCCGCCGGCCUCUGUACUCCUGCCACCGGAAGUUCUCCAGCAGCUGAUUGUAAUGAAUUUGCCCAAUGUUUUAAUGAUUGGCAGAGACCCACUGUCUGGGAAGAGCAUGGAGGAAAUCAAGAAGGUGCUGCUGCUGGUGCUGGGCUGUGCCGUCCAGUGUGAGAGGAAAGAGGAGUUCAUUGAAAGAAUCAAACAGCUGGACAUUGAGACCCAGGCUGGCAUCGUGGCCCAUAUCCAGGAGGUGACUCACAACCAAGAGAACGUGUUUGACCUGCAGUGGCUGGAGCUGCCCGACGUGGCUCCGGAGGAGCUGGAGGCCCUCUCGAGGAGCAUGGUGCUCCACCUGCGGAGGCUCAUCGACCAGCGGGACGAGUGCACCGAGCUGAUUGUGGACCUCACUCAGGAACGGGACUACCUGCAGGCACAGCAUCCACCCAGCCCUGUCAAGUCCUCCAGCGCUGACUCCACUCCCAGCCCCACCAGCAGUCUCUCCAGCGAAGACAAGCAGCACCUGGCCGUGGAGCUGGCCGACACCAAGGCCAGGCUGCGGCGUGUCAGGCAGGAGCUGGAGGAUAAGACAGAGCAGCUUGUAGACACCAGACAUGAGGUGGACCAGCUGGUGCUGGAACUGCAGAAAGUUAAGCAGGAGAACAUCCAGCUAGCGGCAGACGCCCGGUCUGCUCGUGCCUAUCGAGACGAGCUGGAUUCCCUGCGGGAGAAGGCGAACCGCGUGGAGAGGCUGGAGCUAGAGCUGAGCCGCUGCAAGGAGAAGCUGCACGACGUGGACUUCUACAAGGCCCGCAUGGAGGAGCUGAGAGAAGAUAAUAUCAUUUUAAUUGAAACCAAAGCCAUGCUGGAGGAACAGCUGACUGCUGCUCGGGCCCGGGGCGAUAAAGUCCAUGAGCUGGAAAAGGAGAACCUGCAGCUGAAAUCCAAGCUUCACGACCUGGAAUUGGACCGGGACACAGAUAAGAAACGAAUUGAGGAGCUGCUGGAAGAAAACAUGGUCCUUGAGAUUGCACAGAAGCAGAGCAUGAACGAAUCUGCCCACCUUGGCUGGGAGCUGGAGCAGCUGUCCAAGAAUGCAGACUUGUCAGAUGCCUCCAGGAAGUCGUUUGUGUUUGAGCUGAACGAAUGUGCGUCCAGCCGCAUCCUGAAGCUGGAGAAGGAGAACCAGAGCCUCCAGAGCACCAUCCAGGGGCUGCGGGAUGCAUCCCUGGUGCUGGAGGAGAGCGGCCUCAAGUGCGGGGAGCUGGAGAAGGAGAACCACCAGCUCAGCAAGAAGAUUGAAAAGUUACAAACCCAGCUGGAGAGAGAAAAGCAGAGCAACCAAGACCUGGAGACCCUCAGUGAGGAGCUGAUCAGAGAGAAGGAACAGCUGCAGAGUGACAUGGAGACCCUGAAGGCUGACAAAGCCAGGCAGAUCAAGGACCUUGAGCAGGAAAAGGACCACCUCAACCGAGCCGUGUGGUCGCUGCGGGAGAGAUCGCAGGUCAGCAGCGAGGCCCGCAUGAAAGAUGUGGAGAAGGAGAACAAAGCCCUCCAUCAGACGGUGACGGAGGCCAAUGGCAAGCUCAGCCAGUUGGAGUUUGAGAAGCGGCAGCUGCACAGGGACUUGGAGCAGGCCAAGGAGAAGGGGGAGCGGGCAGAGAAGCUGGAGAGGGAGCUGCAGCGACUCCAGGAGGAGAACGGGAGGCUGGCCAGGAAGGUGACCUCCCUGGAGACGGCCACUGAGAAAGUCGAGGCCCUGGAGCAUGAGAGCCAGGGCCUGCAGCUGGAGAACCGGACACUGAGGAAGUCUCUGGACACCUUGCAGAACGUGUCCCUGCAGCUUGAGGGCUUGGAGCGUGACAACAAGCAGCUGGACGCGGAGAACCUGGAGCUGCGCAGGCUAGUGGAGACCAUGCGCUUCACCAGCACCAAGCUGGCACAGAUGGAGAGAGAGAACCAGCAGCUGGAGCGUGAGAAGGAAGAGCUGAGGAAGAACGUGGAACUGCUCAAGGUGCUGGGCAAGAAGUCAGAGCGCCUGGAGCUCAGCUACCAGAGCGUGAGCGCUGAGAACCUCCGGCUGCAGCAGAGCCUGGAGAGCAGCAGCCACAAGACGCAGACCCUGGAGAGUGAGCUGGGCGAGCUGGAGGCUGAGCGCCAGGCGCUGCGGCGGGACAUGGAGGCCCUCCGGCUGGCCAAUGCACAGCUGGAGGAGGCCGAGAAGGACAGGAAGGCCCUGGAGCAGGAGGUGGCCCAGCUCGAGAAGGAUAAGAAGCUGCUGGAGAAGGAGACCAAGCGGCUGUGGCAGCAGGUGGAGCUCAAGGACGCGGUCUUGGACGAUAGCACUGCCAAACUGUCCGCUGUCGAGAAGGAGAGCCGCGCACUGGACAAGGAGCUGGCCCGCUGCAGGGAUGCGGCCGGCAAGCUGAAGGAGCUGGAGAAGGACAACCGGGACCUCACCAAGCAAGUCACCGUGCAUGCAAGGACACUGACGACUCUGAGGGAGGACCUGGUGCUCGAGAAGCUGAAGAGCCAGCAGCUCAGCAGUGAGCUGGACAAGCUGAGCCAGGAACUGGAGAAGGUCGGCCUCAACAGGGAGCUGCUGCUGCAGGAGGACGACAGCGGCAGUGACACAAAAUACAAGAUUUUGGAGGGCAGAAAUGAAUCAGCAUUAAAAACAACACUGGCCAUGAAAGAAGAAAAGAUUGUGCUCUUAGAAGCACAGAUGGAAGAGAAAGCGAGCCUAAAUCGCCAGUUAGAGAGUGAGCUGCAGAUGCUGAAGAAGGAGUGUGAGACCCUCAGGCAGAACCAGGGAGAGGGGCAGCAUUUGCAGAACUCUUUCAAGCACUCUGCAGGGAAGACAGCCGCCAGUCACCAGGGGAAGGAGGCCUGGGGGCCCGGCCACAAGGAAGCCACCAUGGAGCUUCUCCGAGUGAAGGACCGGGCCAUCGAGCUGGAGCGGAAUAACGCAGCUCUGCAGGCUGAGAAGCAGCUGCUCAAGGAACAGCUGCAGCACCUGGAGACCCAGAACGUGACCUUCAGCAGCCAGAUCUUGACACUGCAGAAACAGAGCGCCUUCCUGCAGGAGCACAACACCACGCUGCAGACCCAGACCGCCAAGCUGCAGGUGGAGAACUCCACGCUGAGCUCCCAGAGCGCCGCGCUCACCGCGCAGUACACGCUGCUGCAGAACCACCACACGGCCAAGGAGACGGAGAACGAAAGCCUGCAGAGGCAGCAGGAGCAGCUUACAGCGGCCUACGAGGCCCUGCUGCAGGACCACGAGCACCUGGGCACGCUGCACGAGCGGCAAUCGGCCGAGUACGAGGCCCUCAUCCGCCAGCACAGCUGCCUGAAGACACUGCAUCGGAACCUGGAGCUGGAGCACAAGGAGCUCGGGGAGAGGCACGGUGACAUGCUGAAGCGCAAGGCGGAGCUGGAGGAGCGGGAGAAGGUCUUGACCACUGAGCGAGAGGCGCUGCAGCAGGAGCAGAGGACAAACGCCCUCGCCGUGGGCGAGAACCAGAGGCUGCGGGGUGAGCUGGACAGGGUCAAUUUCCUGCACCACCAGCUGAAGGGGGAGUACGAGGAGCUGCACGCCCACACCAAGGAGCUGAAAACCUCACUGAACAACGCACCCUGA
This is a messenger RNA of Nomascus leucogenys (northern white-cheeked gibbon), 4059 nucleotides long. RefSeq names its product protein Daple. Gene Ontology annotation, molecular function: dynein light intermediate chain binding; microtubule binding. NCBI's taxonomy places the organism in Eukaryota, Metazoa, Chordata, Mammalia, Primates, Hylobatidae. Gene Ontology annotation, biological process: cytoplasmic microtubule organization; cytoskeleton-dependent intracellular transport. The coding region runs from base 1 to 4059 and encodes 1352 amino acids. The record is from RefSeq and is a predicted model, not a curated record. The transcript has 25 exons. Gene Ontology annotation, cellular component: cytoplasm; centrosome.